Messenger RNA from Linum tenue, 264 nucleotides. NCBI's taxonomy places the organism in Eukaryota, Viridiplantae, Streptophyta, Magnoliopsida, Malpighiales, Linaceae. The record is from the annotation of a GenBank genome assembly.
AUGGCUUGGAAUAAGAAGGAAGUUCUGUACCCCGUUCAAAUCAUACCUUUCUCGGCCUUUUGGCUAAGAUCAAGUGUAGUAUCUGUUCUUAUCAGUUUAAUAUCUGAUACGUGGGCUAUUGGCCCACACGAUAGAGCUUGCUUCAGGGGCCUUUCUCGCGUGUCGCCCAUGCGUUGCACUAUUGCACGGGCCUGGCGCACCCCACCAAUCCUAGUUCAAUCCUUUUUUUCUUUGUUUAUGGCCCAUUGGGCCUUAGCUGAAUGA